AUGGCAUCAAAUAUAAGUCGAGAUCAAAGACAACGUAUGGCUGAAAAUUAUUUGGUAAUCUGGGUCGAUGAAAAUAUUGAUAUGGCAAAUGAAGAUUGCCAAAAUACAAUGGAACAAUUGCGUGCUGUCGUCAACCAAGUCAAUAUGUGCACGACAGCUGAACAAUGUAUUCAACAGCUCACGGAAAAUCAUGAGAAGAUCUCAUUUAUUAUCUCCUCAGGUGCAGUUGGACAACACCUGGUACCAAACAUUCAUGAUAUGGCAAAAUUAAAUGCCAUCUUUAUAUUUUGUGGCAAUAAACAACGGCAUCAAGAUGAAGAGGAAAUCCUCUUUUCCAUGCACACCGUGUUUCGCAUUGGUGAAGUUGGAAAAAUUGACAACAAUCGUGCACUUUACAAAGUGGACCUUAAACUUACGUCGGAUGAUGACCCACAACUUCGUGAAUUAACUGACUACAUACGGCAAGAUGUCAGCGGUACUCGAUGGUAUCGCAUGGGUCAACUACUGCUCAAAAUAGGUCAAUUCGACAAGGCUGAAGAAUUGUAUACAGCACUACUAGAACAGACAUCGGACAAUAGUGAAAGAGCAUAUAUUCAUAAUCAGCUUGGACACGUGAAAAGUCAUCAAGGACAAUACGACGAAGCAGUUUCAUUUUAUAAAACAGUAGUCAAAAUCAAAGAGGAAGAUCCUUUGAAAGACGAUCUCGAUCUGAGUGCUGGCUACAACAACAUCGGGCAACUGUAUAACAACAUGGGUGACUACUCGAAGGCACUUGAAUUUUACGAAAAAUCACUUAAAAUAAGAGAAAAAGCUCUGCCUCCGAAUCAUCCUCAUUUGGCUACUUUGUACAACAAUAUAGGUCUCGUUUCUAACAACAUGGGUCACUACGCGAAAGCACUCGAAUUUUACGAAAAAGCACUUAAAAUCGACGAGAAAACUCUGCCUCCGAAUCAUCCCGAUUUGGCUGCUUCCUACAACAACAUCGGUCAAGUGUAUAACGACAUGGGUAACUACUCGAAAGCACUUGAAUUUUACGAAAAAGAUCUAGAAAUCUCGAAAAAAGCUCUGCCUCCGAAUCAUCCGGAUUUGGCUAUUUCAUACAGCAACAUCGGUCAAGUGUAUAAGAACAUGGGUGACUACUCGAAAGCACUUGAAUUUUACGAGAAAUCACUAAAAAUAAAAGAAAAAGCUCUGCCUUCGAAUCAUCCCUCAUUGGCUAUUUCGUACAGCAACAUUGGUCAAGUGUAUAAAAGCAUGGGUGAGUACUCGAAAGCACUUGAAUUUUACGAAAAAUCACAUAAAAUCGCGGAAAAAACUCUUCCUCCGAAUCAUCCUGAUUUGGCUACUGCCUACAGCAACAUUGGUGAAGUGUAUUACGAUAUGGGUGAUUACUCGAAAGCUCUUGAAUUUUACGAGAAAGAUAUAGAAAUCACAAAAAAAGCUCUACCUUCGAAUCAUCCUGAUUUGGCUACUUCAUACAACAACAUCGGUCAAGUGUAUAACAACAUGGAUGACUACUCGAAAGCACUUGAAUUUUAUGAAAAAUCACUUAAAAUAAGAGAAAAAGCUCUGCCUGCGAAUCAUCCAUAUUUGGCUGUUAGUCAUUUGAGUUUUGCAGCAUGUUACGAAAAGAUGGGUGAUUACACAACAGCUCUUAAAGCCCUUAAAACUGCUUAUCAAAUUCAGCAAAAAGUUUUUGAAGAAGGUAAUCCAGCUUUCGCUUCAACAUACAGCUGGUUUGGAAGAGUUUAUCGCAAGCAAAAAACAUUACCUGAAAGACAUCCCAAUCAAGCUAUCACAUACAGUAGUAUUGGUGAUGUUCAUCGUUUAAUGGGUGAUUAUGAGAAGGCAAUUUCAUUUCAUAUAAAAGCAUUAAAUAUUCAAGAAAAUGUUCAAUGUAAUCCUCUUCAGUGUGCAACGACAUAUAUAAAUUUAGGUAAAACAUAUCGUGAGAUGAAAGAUUAUUCAACAGCAUUGAUAUAUUAUGAAAAAGGAUUAGAAAUACGGAAAAAUAAACUACCAAAAAUUCAUCCUGAUUUAGCUGUAGUAUAUCACAAUUUGGCGCAAUUAUAUUUAUCUACUGGACAAUAUAGGGUGGCAAUGAAAAAUGUUCAACAAGCCGUAGAAAUUGCUCACGAAAAAUUACCUUCAAAUCAUCCUCAUGUUUUGGAAUAUAAAGAGACAUUUGAAAAAAUUCGAAAGAAAAUGUAA
Molecule: messenger RNA, 2211 nt
Organism: Rotaria sp. Silwood1
Lineage: Eukaryota; Metazoa; Rotifera; Eurotatoria; Philodinida; Philodinidae
Source: the annotation of a GenBank genome assembly